This is a messenger RNA of Anoplopoma fimbria (sablefish), 2066 nucleotides long. It is a transcript of the gene lin7c, whose product is annotated as lin-7 homolog C (C. elegans). Gene Ontology annotation, biological process: protein localization to basolateral plasma membrane; maintenance of epithelial cell apical/basal polarity; neurotransmitter secretion. Bases 170 to 775 code for a protein of 201 amino acids. Gene Ontology annotation, molecular function: L27 domain binding. Lineage: Eukaryota; Metazoa; Chordata; Actinopteri; Perciformes; Anoplopomatidae. The record is from RefSeq and is a predicted model, not a curated record. The transcript is spliced from 5 exons. Gene Ontology annotation, cellular component: synapse; cell-cell junction; basolateral plasma membrane.
ACGCGUCACGACACUGGCAGCUAGCCUAGCCGGCUAACUUGGCUAAUCUCAUUUAUCGUGUCGUCUAAGCGCACGUAACGUCAGCCCAGGAUUACCACAUUUCGUUUCCCAUAUAUCCAGUGUUCAACGCCAAAUAUACCUGACAUUAAAUAAGACACUUCUGUCGAGGAUGGCAUCGCUUGGGGAGCCCGUGCGGUUGGAGAGAGAUAUUAACCGUGCUGUUGAACUGCUUGAUAAGCUCCAAAGGACGGGAGAAGUGCCUCCCCAGAAGCUGCAGGCGCUGCAGAGGGUCUUACAGAGUGAAUUCUGUAACGCUGUCAGAGAAGUUUAUGAACAUGUUUAUGAAACAGUGGACAUCAACAGCACUCCUGAGGUCAGGGCCAACGCCACAGCUAAGGCAACUGUGGCAGCUUUUGCAGCAAGUGAGGGACACUCACAUCCACGUGUGGUGGAACUGCCCAAGACAGAAGAGGGUCUUGGUUUCAAUAUAAUGGGUGGAAAGGAGCAAAACUCCCCAAUAUAUAUCUCACGGAUCAUCCCAGGAGGCAUUGCUGACCGCCAUGGAGGCCUGAAGAGAGGCGACCAGCUUCUCUCUGUUAACGGAGUGAGUGUGGAAGGUGAGCACCACGAGAAAGCUGUGGAACUCCUCAAAGCAGCUCAGGGCACAGUGAAGCUGGUAGUAAGGUACACCCCCAAAGUCCUAGAGGAGAUGGAGUCACGCUUUGAGAAAAUGAGGUCGGCGAAGCGCCGGCAACAGAACAACUACCCCCAGUAGGAUUUAUCUGUGUUGAUGCCCAGCUCCCACGUCUCUCCUCUUCUAGCCUUCUGGCCAUGUAUUCUGGUCUCGUUAUUUUUUUUUUAAUCUCCCUGCCCCAAAAAACGCUUCACAAACACACUCAAGUUUGUAGUUUUAGUUCCUACUCACAUACUGUAUAUUGUGCUUCUAUCCUUUUCUGUAGCAAUUUUAAUAUUUGCCAUUGUAACACUGGACACUACAACUCUAGACAAACAUUAUAACGAUCAUGAUUGUCAGCGUAGGUGGUCACUCACACGUGUGCAUUAUUUUUGAAUUGACAACUUGAAUGCAACUCUGAAUGCUUUUGACACCAACUACACAAUUCCUUCGACUGGAAAGGUAGUGUUUUUAAAUCUUUUAUCACAGCCACUACCAAGUGCCUCAGGGCAAACACAUUUAUCUUAUGUACUGUGUUCACCGUUAUGUUUUUCCUUUUAAUGGUUAAAGUCAAGUACUGGUAAUUAAAUGCUUGUGGCAGGAAUUACUAAAUCCUUUGCAUCUGUUAUUCUUAAAGAUUUGAAUUUAUAAAUACAUGGUAGGCUUAUGUAGAAACCUUUUAAUUGUGCAAACUCGGAAAAGGAGCAGUUUUAUUUUUAUAGCCGCUCUACAGGCAUGUCAGGAGAAGGGAAGCUUUGGAGGAGAUGAUAAAAGAUUUAAUUAUUUAAAAAGAGACAGCUGUAUGCUGGAUAAUAAGGGAAAGCACUGAAAGGACACUUCAAAACAAAAGUGAUGGAUUAUCUAUUUUUCUCUGGGCUUACCUUUAUAGUUUUCUAACGUCAUACCACCCUAUAAAAAGCUCAGCAGGCUCUGUAAGUGAUGUAAUGGGGUCUCAGCAACUUUUGAACUAAAUUGCUGCCGCCACAGAGACUAACAUUUCUACCUUUUAAUAAAGUAAUAAACCUUCAUAAGCAAAUACCUUGCUGUCAGCCUGACAUUAGAUAAAGGCUGUUCAGCUUCUGUUUAGUUUGUCUUGACAUAAAUCAGGAAUGUACUAUAUGUCAUGUUUUUCCUUUUUACCAUGUACAGAACUUACUUAACAUUUGUCUUUGGAAUAUCAAAAAAUCUCUUUGGUCACAAUAAUGCCUGAUGUGAGCUUUCGUCAAUGUUUUGAUGAAUGAAAUGACUGAUGUUUUCAUGGCUGAUAUACGGCUACUUCAUGUUCAGAUUUUCAACCGCGUUUAGGGGAUUAUGCUCCAUUGGCAUAUUAUUUUUCUUUCAGUUUUUAACAAUUUGUUUCUGAAGUGAAACAUUUACUUCAUUUAAACUUUUU